Messenger RNA from Euleptes europaea (tarantolino), 1056 nucleotides. Its product is annotated as zinc finger protein 239-like. Bases 1 to 1056 code for a protein of 351 amino acids. The record is from RefSeq and is a predicted model, not a curated record. Gene Ontology annotation, molecular function: RNA polymerase II cis-regulatory region sequence-specific DNA binding; DNA-binding transcription factor activity, RNA polymerase II-specific. The transcript is spliced from 3 exons. NCBI's taxonomy places the organism in Eukaryota, Metazoa, Chordata, Lepidosauria, Squamata, Sphaerodactylidae. Gene Ontology annotation, biological process: regulation of transcription by RNA polymerase II.
AUGGCGCAGGAGCGUUACCACGGAGCAACCUUUCCAGGUGAUGCCAUCAAACCUAUGAAGGAGAAUCAUGAUGGAGAAAAAGCGGCUUCUGUGCAGCUAGAUCGGCGUAUCCACACUGCGGAGAAACCUUAUAAAUGUUUGCAGUGUGGAAAGAACUUUGCUCAGUGUUCAAAACUUACUAUCCAUCAGCGUAUCCACACUGCCGAGAAACCUUAUGAAUGCUUGCAGCGUAGAAAGAACUUUGCUGUUAGUUCAGUCCUUACUAUCCACCAGCGUAUCCACUCUGGGGAGAAACCUUAUAAAUGCUUGCAGUGUGGAAAGAGCUUCGCUCGGCAUUCAAACUUUACUAUCCACCAGCGUAUCCACACUGGGGAGAAACCUUAUAAAUGCUUGCAGUGUGGAAAAAGCUUCGCUCGUCGUUCAGAUCUUACUGUCCUUCAACGUAUCCACACUGGGGAGAAACCUUAUAAAUGCUUGCAGUGUGGAAAGAGCUUUGCUGAGCAUUCACACCUUACUACCCACCAGCGUAUCCACACUGGAGAGAAACCUUAUAAAUGCUUUCAGUGUGGAAAGAGCUUUGCUCAGCGUUCAAAACUUACUAUCCAUCAGCGUAUCCACACUGGGGAGAAACCUUAUAAAUGCUUGCAGUGUGGAAAGAGCUUUGCUGAGCGUUCAAAACUUACUAUCCAUCAGUGUAUCCACACUGGGGAGAAACCUUAUAAAUGCUUGCAGUGUGGAAAGAGCUUCGCUCGGCGUUCCAACCUUACUAUCCACCAGCGUAUCCACACUGGGGAGAAACCUUAUAAAUGCUUGCAGUGUGGAAAGAGCUUCGCUGUCUGUUCAAACCUUACUACCCAUCAACGUAUCCACACUGGGGAGAAACCUUAUAAAUGCUUGCAGUGUGGAAAGGGCUUUUCUUCGAGUUCAAGGCUUACUGUCCAUCAGUGUAUCCACACUGGGGAGAAACCUUAUAAAUGCUUGCAGUGUGGAAAGAGCUUUGCUAGGAGUUCACACCUUACUGGCCAUCGACUAAUACACACUUCAGAAACUAUAUGA